Messenger RNA from Dama dama (fallow deer), 1179 nucleotides. It is a transcript of the gene GALR2, whose product is annotated as galanin receptor 2. Gene Ontology annotation, biological process: adenylate cyclase-modulating G protein-coupled receptor signaling pathway; negative regulation of adenylate cyclase activity; neuropeptide signaling pathway. Bases 16 to 1179 code for a protein of 387 amino acids. The transcript is spliced from 2 exons. Gene Ontology annotation, cellular component: membrane. The record is from RefSeq and is a predicted model, not a curated record. NCBI's taxonomy places the organism in Eukaryota, Metazoa, Chordata, Mammalia, Artiodactyla, Cervidae. Gene Ontology annotation, molecular function: galanin receptor activity.
GGGGCCGGCGGCACCAUGAAUGGCUCGGGUGGCCUGGACACCGAGGACACGAGCGAGGCGGGAGGCGGGGGCAGCGGGCAGCCUGAGGCGGUCAUCGUGCCCACGCUCUUUGCGCUCAUCUUCCUCGUGGGCACCGUAGGCAACGCACUGGUCCUGGCCGUGCUGCUUCGCGGUGGCCAGGCGGUCAGCACGACCAACCUGUUCAUCCUCAAUCUGGGCGUGGCCGACCUCUGUUUCAUCCUGUGCUGCGUGCCCUUCCAGGCCACCAUCUACACCCUGGACGACUGGGUGUUUGGGUCGCUGCUUUGCAAGGCGGUGCACUUCCUCAUCUUCCUCACCAUGCACGCCAGCAGCUUCACGCUGGCCGCCGUCUCCCUGGACCGGUAUCUGGCCAUCCGCUAUCCACUGCACUCCCGCGAGCUGCGCACGCCUCGCAACGCGAUGGCGGCCAUCGGUCUCAUCUGGGGGCUCUCACUGCUCUUCUCCGGGCCGUACCUGAGUUACUACCGCCAGUCCCGGUUAGCCAACCUGACCGUGUGCCACCCGGCGUGGAGCGCGCCACGCCGCCGCGCCAUGGACCUCUGCACCUUUGUUUUCAGCUAUCUGCUGCCGGUCCUGGUUCUCGGCCUGACCUACGCGCGCACCCUGCGCUACCUCUGGCGCGCGGUCGACCCGGUGGCCGCCGGCUCGGGGGCCCGGCGCGCCAAGCGUAAAGUGACACGUAUGAUCAUCAUCGUGGCCGCACUCUUCUGCCUCUGCUGGAUGCCUCACCACGCGCUGAUCCUCUGCGUGUGGUUCGGCCGCUUCCCUCUUACGCGCGCCACUUACGCGCUGCGUAUCCUCUCGCACCUGGUCUCCUACGCCAACUCCUGCGUCAACCCCAUCGUCUAUGCUCUCGUCUCCAAGCACUUCCGCAAGGGUUUCCGAGAGAUCUGCGCGGGCCUGCUGCGCCGCGCCCCGCGCAGAGCCUCGGGCCGCGUGUGCGUCGCGCCCCGGGGCCCCCACGGCGGCAGCGUGCUGGAGCGCGAGUCCACUGACCUGACGCACGUGAGCGAGGCCGCUGGGCCCUCUGCCCCUGUGCCGGCGCCUCCCCGCGGCCAGUCAUCCAGCCCCGUCCCCGACCUGUCCUGGAGGGACCCAAAGGCCCCCAAAGGCAUCUUGACAGUUAAUUUGACCUGA